This is a messenger RNA of Dermochelys coriacea (leatherback sea turtle), 4536 nucleotides long. It is a transcript of the gene AGPAT2, whose product is annotated as 1-acylglycerol-3-phosphate O-acyltransferase 2. The transcript is spliced from 6 exons. Gene Ontology annotation, molecular function: 1-acylglycerol-3-phosphate O-acyltransferase activity. The record is from RefSeq and is a predicted model, not a curated record. Gene Ontology annotation, biological process: phosphatidic acid biosynthetic process. Gene Ontology annotation, cellular component: endoplasmic reticulum; membrane. NCBI's taxonomy places the organism in Eukaryota, Metazoa, Chordata, Testudines, Dermochelyidae. The coding region runs from base 1179 to 1856 and encodes 225 amino acids.
UUUCAGAAACAAUGAUUGCUUGUGCUGUAGGGAGCUGAGCACAAAACUGAAUCGCAUCAUAAGUGCUCAGCCCAAUGUCUUGUCACUGGGUGCUGAGCUCUCCUGAAAACGUGGCUCCUGCCCGAAGAGCCCGCAGCCUAACUCAGUAGGCAAGACUGAGUAUGUUGGGGAAACCCAAGUGGGGCUAGCAUGGCCCAUCUCCAACGGGUUCAGGAAACAACUUUUCUCUUGCCAGAACUUCUGAAGCAGCUCUUCAUAGUGUAGCAAUGGGGUCUGCACGGCUGGACCCCAGUACCUGUGUGGGGAGCCCCAAUGAAGCCAGUGGUGCUCCCUACAGAUAGAGCUCUCCUCUGAGUUCAUUGCGGGAUUGAACCCUUGCUUCUUAGUAAAGAAUAACUGGCCAAGAUGGCACUGAGAAGGAUCCCAAGCUGCUCUGUGCCUUCUCACAAAGCUCUUUGGAGUGAGCAUCUCUCCAAAUAAGUUGCAUUAGGCAGAUAUCUCAAGUAGCAUUACAUAAGGGCUAAUGUACCAUGUCUAGUCAUCUUGCAUGCUGGAAGAUGGCAGGUGGUGAAUGUACUGAUCUGGUUCCUGUAGUGGGCUGUUUCACUAGACAAAACUUUCCCCCUGCAGAUGGCAGUGUCUUACAAUGAUGGUGCAGAUAGAUGUGAAGAGAAAUAAACAAAUAUGACUUCCAGGGAGAGGUCUACAAAAUCCUGUAGUUUUGUGUAUUUGAUCAUUGAGCUUAGUAGAUAACUUGUUUGCCCUUUGCUUAUAUGGGCCUUUCAGUUAUGUAACUUGGACUGAGAAAGUCAAAGCAAUUUCCCAGACUGGGGAAGAAUGUCGCACCUUUUUGGAGCACAGCAGGCCUGCGGCAGAGUGCUGGCGUCAGGGGGAGAGCAAAUGGUGGCUUGUUUGACUUGCCUUGGCACUAAAGUGUCCUGUGAGGGGUUCACUGCUUCUCUGCACACCUCUGAUCUGGGAGGGUGACUGUUCUGUGGAGCAGUGAGCUGUACUGCUCGGAGGGAUUUAGUCCAAAGGUACCCUUGUGUAAGACCUUGUGCAGGGAGGCUGUCUGAGGGUGGGGUUAUGUGACAACUGUUUGGGACAGGAAUUGAAGGACAUUGCAUCCUCCUGCCCCUUCUAAUAAACUACAGGGCAAAUUAGACAGCUUCCAGCUCAUGCAGGGACAUCCCAGGACGUGUGAGUGCAGAAUCAUCAAAAAUAUAGUCAAGAACUUCAAGUAUAUUUAUGGCCUGAGGUUCGAGGCAACAGGUCUGGAGAACUUCCAGGUCGAGGGGCCGUGUGUCAUCGUGUCAAAUCAUCAGAGCAUCCUGGACAUGACUGGGUUGAUGGAAAUCCUCCCAGAUAACUGUGUUCAGAUCGGCAAGAAGGAGCUGCUGUACAUGGGCCCUGUGGGCCUGAUAAUGUACCUGGGUGGUGUCAUCUUCAUCAACAGGAAGAGUACGAGCAAUGCCAAGACGGUGAUGUCCGGGGUUGCCCAGACCAUGCUGGAUGAGAACGUGAAGGUGUGGGUGUACCCAGAGGGCACAAGGAACGGGAAUGGUGACUUGUUACCAUUCAAGAAAGGAGCUUUUCAUCUCGCCAUACAGGCACAGGUUCCGAUUAUUCCUGUGGUGUAUUCCUCGUUCUCUUCGUUUUACAAUCCAGCCAAGAAGCUAUUUAUAUCAGGUAAAAUCCGGGUUGAGGUGCUCCAGCCAAUUGAGACCAAGGGCCUGAAGGCUGAAGAUGUCACGGACCUCACGGAGAGAUGCUACUGCACCAUGAGGGAGACCUUUUUCCGACUGUCUGGCAUGACGAGUGAGGCGAAUGGCUCAGGGCAGGGCCCUCAACAAUAGCUCCCAAAUAGCAGGGACUGAAAAGACUUAUUUCAAUUGCCAAAAUAUCCAAGGGGUUUCUCCCCUUCGUUUGCAGCAGGUUUGGGCAAAUCCUAAGCCUCUGCUUAGGGUAAUCUUAGUUGACAAACACCAUUUGUUGGGCCAGUUCUACUGUUCGGUGAAUCUCUUUGUGGGUUCGUUAUCUCCCAUGGGGAAGUGUCUCAUGCAUUCAGUUUCUCAAACACCCUACAAGUGCUAGUGAAGCGCUCCUGUCCUGAUGCCCAGUGCAGUGACCAUUCCGAACUCUUCUGCAAACUCUGGCCAUGCUCAGGCAGCUGGGACAGUAGGUGUUGCAGAACACCACAUUAAGGUCCUGGCAUUGACGCUGUAAGCCUGACACUUGCCAGAGCCAAUCCACUGGAUACCGAAGACCGUGUUAGGUACAUCUUUGCAGCCUCCAAAGGAUUAAAACUCGCUUUCAUCCUGUCCCUAGCUGUUGGUGCUUGAGGAGGUGAGGGUGGGAGCAGUUAUUCAGACAGUGUUCUUCAUGCGGCUGCACUCCACUAAUACAUUCCCAGCGCUUACAGGCAGAGGCUGAUGCCCUAGUGGUAAGUCUUGCUCACAGCUGAAAUUUAACUUCUAAGGUCUCUGCCCAGCACUCAGUUUCAUUCUUUCUCGCCUCAGACACAAUUUGUUUUUUGCUGAAUCAACCUGUUGGUUGGGGUCUUUUUUUUAAAGACCCACUAAGCAUCUGUGGUUCUGCUCAGAGACAGAUGGGAGACCAACCACUCACCCCUUCCUGAUGGAAUGGCCAAGUCCUAGGAUGUAGCAGGGAACUGACAUGUCCAGGAUGCUCUUACCAGAAGUCCUGGGGCAAGUUUUUAUACAGAUGUCAGUCCCUUAUUUGCUCUCCAGACAGAGUGAAUUCCCCACCAGUACUUUUAGCAAUCUUGCAGCCUAAGGCUUUCUUUAGGUGGGCCUCUACACAUGCUUUCUUUGGGUUCUGCUGGGCUAGGACAGGUGGGCCUUAUGGGGCCAGCUACUCUUGAUGCUGUCCCUUAAUGAAGUCAAGUUUCCAUGUCCACUGAGUGGACAAGCUCCAUGUGGACUUACUCAGGGGUAGGUAGGAGGGGGAAAUGUGGAGACCUAAAAAACCCAACCAAACCUGCUGUAUAGUGUCUUGGUAGGUUUUAUCCAAACACUUAGCAUCCCCAUAGAGGUUUGCAUUACAGCAGCUAUCAGGCUAUCUCUAAACAAAAUCCCUGGGGUUUGUAAGUGAUGCAUGAACAUGCCAAGAACUAAACUAAAAGAAUGAGACAAACCCACACAGAGACGGGGACUCUUCUCUGCUCAUCCCCAUUGUUUUGCAUUACAGCCAGCAUCCAUGAUUUAGUAUAGUCUUUUUUUUUUUUUUUUUUUUUUUUUUUUACUCCAGCUGAUGGCUUGUUUUUAGCAUGGUGCCAGGUAUGAUAGGCUGAGGGAAGGGUAGAUGUGGCACUUCCUUGGUAUUUGUUGCAACGCUUUCAGUGCUCAAAUUUUUUUUGUUUAAAAUUGUGUUUAAUCUAGGUUUUGUACCUAGAUUCUUUGUUGCUGCUCUUGCUUCCUAAGGGCUAUCCUGUGCUGUUUGACACAUUGCACAUCUGAAGCAUUGACCAAAAGACAAUGCCUGCCAUACAAACAUGUCUUGGAACAUUAGCCUUACUAGGACUGUUCGUGUCAGUUGCAAAAGCCAUGGUGUUGGAGAGGUAAAAUGUGCUGGAUGGGGGAGGGGUAUGAUGGCCCUGAAUUAGUGUUUCCUUUGGUCUGAAUUUACCAGCUGGGAAACAGUAGCUAGAGGGAUUCCCGGAAACUAAGUUUCAGACUCUCCUCACCCAGUGGUAGAAAUGUAGAGCCCCUCUCAAAGGGAGUAACAGCAGAGAUAUUUAUGCUCUCUGGGGAAGCGAGCCUUAGCCAUGAAAACUCCCAGGGAUUUGAUUUAGAGGCCUUGUCAGCUUGAGGCAACAUUCCCACAAAGGCAGUGCAUCUCUUCUUGUAAAGUAAUCUUGUGCAAUGUAUCGUCCCCAAGCUCCUGCUCAGUGGGUGGGAGUGGAGAUGAUGCUGUCUCAAUCACUGAAUUCCUGGUUUGUUUUUUUUGUUUUUUGUUUUUUUCUAUAAAGGACACCAAAUCUAAUGCUUAGAAAGCACUAAUGCAGAACUGGGAGAAACCAAAUAGAGGAUGCUGGGGGUAGGUAGCUCCACAUGGUUCAAAGCUGUAGCUAGAGCUGUGUUUACAAAUGAAUAUUGGAGCAUCGAUCUGGUACAAUCCAGAUUUCAGAACUGAAAAGCAGGAGGAUUGCUUUCUUCUACUGGUUCUGUACUGAAAUCAAAGCAGCACUUUUUUCCUUCCAUAAGAAUGGCAGACAAAGUGGCUAUGUAAGCGAGGCAAACAUCCAAGUUCUUGUGGAGAUUUCAUACCCUCUUGCCCAGUGGCUCCGGUCUAGAGUGAGCAGUUGGGAUGGUAAGGUCAUAACAGGUGGAUAUUUUUCUUUGGCCAAUGAUGACUCUGUAUCAGAUGUAUAAAUCCAAGUCUGUCUGUUUAUGACUGAGGUGGGAAAAGAGCUUGAGCGUGCACAAAGGCAGUUGUCUGCUGUUCCAUUUUUUUAGUUGUGUUUAAAUGUAUGUUUGAUCAAAUGUACAUUCUUAUAAAGCAGUUGUUUAAAUA